Chanos chanos (milkfish) is the source of this 1515-nucleotide messenger RNA. Its product is annotated as cytochrome P450 2K1-like. The record is from RefSeq and is a predicted model, not a curated record. The coding region runs from base 1 to 1515 and encodes 504 amino acids. Gene Ontology annotation, molecular function: iron ion binding; heme binding; oxidoreductase activity, acting on paired donors, with incorporation or reduction of molecular oxygen, reduced flavin or flavoprotein as one donor, and incorporation of one atom of oxygen. The transcript is spliced from 9 exons. Gene Ontology annotation, biological process: xenobiotic metabolic process. Gene Ontology annotation, cellular component: intracellular membrane-bounded organelle; cytoplasm. Lineage: Eukaryota; Metazoa; Chordata; Actinopteri; Gonorynchiformes; Chanidae.
AUGGCUGUGGUUGAAGAGCUUCUACAGUUUCCAUGCAUGAGCACAGUCCUUUCUGCUGUGCUGUUCCUUCUGUUUUUUUACCUCAUACUUUCUAGCUCCAGCACCCUGACACAAGGAAAGGAACCUCCAGGACCCAAACCACUGCCUAUUCUUGGCAACUUGCUACUCCUGGAUCUCAAAAGACCUUACAUGAGCCUUUGUGAGCUCUCGAAGAAAUAUGGAUCAGUUUUCACUGUGUUCUUCGGGCCCAAGAAAGUGGUUGUUUUGGCUGGAUACAAGACUGUAAAGCAAGCUCUUGUGAACUGUGGAGAGGAGUUUGGAGACAGAGAUGUUACUCCUGUAUUUCAUGAUUUGAACCAAGGUUAUGGCAUCCUCUUCUCAAAUGGAGAAAACUGGAAAGCGAUGAGGCGCUUUGCCCUCUCUAAUCUGCGGGAUUUUGGCAUGGGCAAAAAAAGGAGUGAGGCGAAAAUUAUUGAGGAGACCUUGUACCUGAGAGAAGUGUUUAAGAAGUUUGAAGGGAAACCAUUUGAUACAACCCAACCCGUAAAUUAUGCUGUAUCCAAUAUCAUCUCAGCCAUUGUGUAUGGCAACAGAUUUGACUACAAUGACCCUCAAUUCAAAGCUAUGGUAAACCGAGCCAAUGAAAACAUCAGAAUUGUUGGCUCUCCCUCUCUGCAGGUCUACAACCUCUUUCCCUCACUGGGCCCAUGGCUGAAGAACUGGAAACUACUCAUGAAUAAUGUUGAGAGUAAUGUCAAGGAAAUGAAGGAACUGGUGAAAGGUUUGCAGGCAACACUGAAUCCUCAGGAUUGCAGAGGCUUUGUUGACGUCUUCCUUACCCGUAAACAGAGUGCAGAGGAAUUGGGAGAGAAAGACUCACUUUUCCAUGACAGUAACCUCAUUUACACGAUUGCUAACCUAUUUGCUGCGGGGACAGACACUACUGGCACGACACUGCGCUGGGGAUUUCUGCUUAUGGCCAAGUACCCACAUAUACAGGACCGGGUCCAGGAAGAGAUUGACAGGGUGAUUGGCGGUCGGCAGCCAGUGGUGGAAGACAGGAAGAACUUACCUUAUACAGAUGCAGUGAUCCAUGAAAUUCAGAGACUGGCCAAUAUUGUACCCAUGAGUCUCCCUCACACCACAAGCUGUGAUGUUAAUUUUGAAGGCUUUUUCAUCAAGAAGGGAACUUGUGUGUUUCCUCUGCUGACGUCUGUGUUAAGGGAUGAGAGUGAAUGGGAGACCCCUUACACCUUUAACCCAGCACAUUUCCUGGACGAGCAGGGUCGGUUUCGUAAGAGAGAUGCCUUCAUGCCCUUCUCUGCAGGCCGAAGAGUAUGCCUAGGUGAGAGUCUUGCCAGAAUGGAGCUUUUCCUCUUCUUCACCUCCUUCCUGCAACAUUUCCGCUUCACUCCUCCUCCAGGGGUGUCUGAGGAUGAACUGGACCUCACCCCUGCCGUGGGGUUCACGUUAAACCCCUCCCCCCACCAGCUGUGUGCACUGAGUCGAUCGUGA